GAUUUGCCGUUUUGAUGGAGAGGUCUUGGGUUUAAUCUUGUCUGCGUUAUUUUUCCAUCUUUGUGUGGUGUAGAUGUUUCGUUUGCCUGUGAGUUGUUUAUUUGAUUAUAUAUUAGAUACCUCUUGUAAUUUAAGGAAAAAAAGUUGUUUGAAUUAAAGGGAAAAUAAGGAACCUAAGAAAAUAUUAUUUUUAUCUAUUAGUACUUUUUUUUCCCGAAAAACGGUAAAAAACAAAAUCUCCUUUCCCAGUUUCCUUAAAGGCUUCAAAAACUUUUCUUUUUUAACAGAGAGAGAACUUUAUGCUGAAAAUUUUAAUAAUUACACCUUUUCUUCCUAUUCCCACUUUAUAUUUAGGCCUAUAAAAUAGUAUAAAACACAAUACGAUCUUGUUCAUAGAUUUGUGUUGAGAAGAAGCAAAUUAUGGGUGCUCUCAAGUAUCUGUCAAAGUUGUGCUCUGCCACCACAACCAGAAGCAAAAGGAAAUCAAUGCAGACGGUUGAGAUCAGAGUAAAAAUGGACUGUGAUGGAUGUGAGAGAAGAGUAAAGAAUGCCAUCAAAAACAUCAAAGGAGUGAAAUCUAUCGAUAUAAACAGAAAGCUAAGCCGCGUGACAGUGAAUGGUUUCGUUGAUCCAAACAAAGUUUUGAAGAGAGUGAAUAACACAGGAAAGAAAGCAGAGUUCUGGCCUUUCAUCCCAUACAACGUUGUUCAGUUUCCUCAUGUCUCUCAAGUCUACGACAAAAAGGCGCCGGCCGGCUUCGUGCGCAACGUUCAGGCGGCCGCCGCUCCUCCGCCCAAUGCUACUGAAGAAGCCAUGACAUAUCUCUUCAGCGAAGACAACCCUAAUGCUUGCUCCAUUAUGUGAUUUGUCUCUCUGCCUUGUGGUAUGAGGGUUUUUCCUCUUCUAGAAAGCUAGAUUAUAAAAGUAAUUACAAGAUGAGUGAGAAUAAUUUAUAAGUAUUUGAGGCAUAUAUGAAAUGAAACCCAGUUUUUUUGGUUUAAUUAACCAACAAUUCGGUUAA
This is a messenger RNA of Salvia miltiorrhiza (redroot sage), 1021 nucleotides long. RefSeq names its product heavy metal-associated isoprenylated plant protein 21-like. The record is from RefSeq and is a predicted model, not a curated record. The transcript is spliced from 3 exons. Bases 421 to 864 code for a protein of 147 amino acids. NCBI's taxonomy places the organism in Eukaryota, Viridiplantae, Streptophyta, Magnoliopsida, Lamiales, Lamiaceae. Gene Ontology annotation, molecular function: metal ion binding.